AUGGGCGCCAACACGAAAGCGGCGAUCAUCCGAACUGCAGGGCGUCGCGACGGCGGAGGAGAUCUAUGCGUUCCUUGGGAUAGACAGAGGGAAACGAUAAGGGAACUCAGGGAGAAGGGAGAACUGCCGGAGAGUUAUGUGUCGCAUGAUCAUCUUAAUGAGCAGGUGCCGGUGCCGAUUAGUGAGGAGGUGACGGAGAAGUGGAGGAGCAGGUUCGAGGAGUUGUUGCAGCACGACGAGGAGAAGCCUACUAUCGUCAUCGCGGAAGGCUUCCUCAUGCUCGUCGAUCCCGAGAGUGUGCGGAACUUUGACCUCCGGUUCUUCAUCCGAGAAGACUACGCGACGCUCAAGAAGCGAAGAUACGAGCGGCAUGGCUAUCACACGGCGGUUCAAUCGGAUCCAGAGGGGUCGCUGUGGCGGGAUCCGCCUGAUUACUGGGACAAAUGCGUCUGGCCAGCCUACCUCAAAGCGCACCGCCCUCUCUUUGUCAACGGCGACGUCGAGUCCGGCGCCAUCGACUCCUCUGCAAUCGAAGGCGUCGAGUUGUUCGAGGCGAAGGAGUUGUCGAUGGACGAGAUGGUUGACCGGGCGGCGGCAAGGAUCUACGGGGCGGUCAAGAGCGGGCAGACGAAGGAGCGGUGGACAAAGCCGUAG
Messenger RNA from Rhodotorula toruloides NP11, 654 nucleotides. RefSeq names its product nicotinamide riboside kinase. The transcript is spliced from 8 exons. Lineage: Eukaryota; Fungi; Basidiomycota; Microbotryomycetes; Sporidiobolales; Sporidiobolaceae. The coding region runs from base 1 to 654 and encodes 217 amino acids. The record is from RefSeq and is a predicted model, not a curated record.